AUGGUCCAGAAAGAGGCCAGCAAGCUGGAGGACACACAGAGCCCCUCCAGCCACGAUGGAGAAGCCGGAGGCGAGAAGGGCGGCGAUGUCAGCAAGGCCAAGACCAGCCCGGCCGCGGUCGAGGACGCGACCCAGUAUCCUAGUGUACUGGCCGCCAACCUGUUGAUGGUGGCCAUAUGCAUUGCCAUCUUCCUAGUCUCUCUCGACCGAACUGUGGUCGCGACAGCUGUUCCACGCAUCACCGACGAGUUCCAUUCCUUCGGCGACAUAGGCUGGUAUGCCGGUGCUUACGCCCUCUCCGGCUGCGCCAUGCAGCUGCCAAUCGGCCGGUUCUACAGCUUCUAUUCGCCCAAGAUGGUUUACUCGGUGCUUCUUUUCAUCUUCAUUAUUGGAUCCGCCAUAGGAGCCGGGGCGCCAAACUCGGCUGCCAUCAUUGUCGGGCGCGCAAUCCAGGGUGUCGGCUGCGCCGGCGUAUUCUCCGGGUCCAUUAUCCUGCUCAUGGGUAGUAUCCCUCUUCAGAAGCGUCCGAUGUAUGUGGGGGCCGCCAUGGCAACCAUGAGCAUUUCUUCCAUCAUUGGCCCCCUGAUCGGCGGUGCAUUGACAGACGGCCCUGGAUGGCGCUGGUGCUUUAUCAUCAACAUACCUUUGGGGAUGGCUACCAUUGUUGUCGUGUACCUGACCGUCAAGCACAUCCCGGGCAAGGAGCAGGCGUCCAAGACAUUCGUGGAGAAGCUGAAGCACCUGGAUCCUCUCGGCGCGUCCGUGCUCAUCCCCAGCGUUAUCUGCCUCGUCUUGGCCCUGCAGUGGGGAGGCGCAGAGUAUGCCUGGGCCAGUUGGCGCAUCAUACUCCUCCUGGUAUUCGCCGGCGUCCUCGGAAUUGCCUUUGUCGUCGUGCAAGCAAAGAUGCCUGAAACGGCGACAGUCGCCCCCAAGGUCAUCCGUCAGCGCUCGGUCCUAUCGUGUCUCCUUUACUCGACGUGCAGUGGUGGCGCCAUGAUGGUUGUGGUGUACUGGAUCCCCAUUUGGUUCCAGGCCAUCAAAGGUGCCACGCCCGUUAAGUCGGGCGAGAUGACUAUCCCGCUCCUUCUCUCUCAGUCCCUAUCAUCCAUCAUGGCUGGGUUCCUCGUGUCCAAAGUUGUUGGAUACGCGCCACCAUUCAUGCUCGCCGCGUCGGUUAUCAUGUCUAUCGGUACUGGUCUUCUCACGACGCUAAAGAUCACCUCGGGUCAUCCGGAGUGGAUAGGGUACCAGGUACUUUUUGGCUUCGGGUUGGGCUUCGGAAUGCAGCAGUCGUCCAAUGCUGUUCAGGCUAUACUCAGCAAGGAAGACUUCAACUCAGCAAUAUCACUCUUCUUUUUUGGCAUGCAGCUCGGCGGCUCCGUUUGUGUCUGUAUUGGACAAAACGUGCUCAACCAGAAGCUAAUAGGGUCACUGAAGGAUGCAGGAAUCGCAGGGCUGGACCCGUACGCCGUACUCCAUACAGGCGCGACUCAACUUGGAAAGCUUGUGCACAACGAGGCAGACCUUGAGAAGUUGCAGUUUGCGUACAACAAGUCGCUCACAUCGGUUUUCUAUGUCGCGGUUGCGGUAGCGGUGGCAUCUAUUUUUGGCGGUCUGUUUGUGGAGUGGAAAAGCAUCAAGGGUUCGGAUCGCAACCCCUUCGAGGAUUAAUGAUGAGAACAUUUGUCAAUGUUUUCGAGGAUGAGAAGGGCCAUGGGCACGGUCGCUUUAUGGCGUGACGGGCGUCGCUGCGGAAGGAUUUUGACUCUUUCGUUCAUGCGGACAGCAACUCAUAUCUGCUCCAUAUUGUUUAACAACAUACAUGUGUAAUCGAU
This is a messenger RNA of Purpureocillium takamizusanense, 1835 nucleotides long. RefSeq lists its product as uncharacterized. Lineage: Eukaryota; Fungi; Ascomycota; Sordariomycetes; Hypocreales; Ophiocordycipitaceae. The record is from RefSeq and is a predicted model, not a curated record. Gene Ontology annotation, biological process: transmembrane transport. The coding region runs from base 1 to 1671 and encodes 556 amino acids. Gene Ontology annotation, molecular function: transmembrane transporter activity. The transcript has 2 exons.